AAGUGUUAAGAAAAAUUUGUUUAAAUAAACAAUUUCAUCAAUGAAAACUCAAAAAAAUAUUUUUUUUCUACUAGUGACCGUCUUGAUAAUUCAAUUGGUCCAAUGCACUUGUAAUAACAAUUACUAUAAUGAAUUUGUGUCUAAACUACGAUUAAAAAGGGAUUCUACAAUAGAGCAGAAUUUUCAUUCAAAUAUGUCAUUACAUAGAAAUCUUCAUUAUUUACCGGAAAAUGCUAUAUAUUGCACAGAACCCAUCAAUUCUGAUACAGGACGAUAUGGAUUUUUACGCAAAUACUAUUCAGCAAUACAAGGAAAACCUGUUAGCUAUGACUAUACAUUAGAGUGCAUAUAUCCAAAAUCAUUAGAACUUCCUAGUUCGCGCGAAAAGAAACCAUUAACGGGAGUUGAAAAAUUCACCGGGGUCUUGCUAACGGAAGCAAAAAAUUUUAAAGAGCUUUUAGAAAAAGUCGAAAGAGGUGAAAAAACAGAACCGUAUAAAACUAUAGAUAUUGAUUUUUUGGCUGAUGACAUUUUUAAUGAUAUUUUAAAUGAAAUUAAUAAUCCAAAACAAGAUCCAUUAGAUAAUUUGGAAGGUUCUGCUCCAUAUGGUGUUAUUUGUGAACAUCUAAUUUUUAACGAAACAAAUGAGCAGGGUAUAGUGGUAGACAUUAAAAGGCCGAUAUGCUACCCGGCGUCAAGAUCAUCAUUGCCAACAACAACCACUUCACCAACAAUGACCAAAUAUCCAACAGUAACAACUGUAACUAAAAGUAGUGAUUCUAAAUUUGUUGAUAAAGCAUGUCAUAUUCUUUGUUAUACGGGUCUAAUAUAUCAAUUACUAUCAUGUUGCAAGUGAUGCUAUAAAGGGUAGAAAAUUAAAAAUAUAUAGAUAUUAAUAAAAAACUUGUCUUGAGAUAGAAA
Molecule: messenger RNA, 921 nt
Organism: Lucilia cuprina (Australian sheep blowfly)
Lineage: Eukaryota; Metazoa; Arthropoda; Insecta; Diptera; Calliphoridae
Exons: 2
Coding region: 41-856 (271 amino acids)
Source: RefSeq, a predicted model, not a curated record